GCACAUGGAGGCUUUACUUCCUUAUCCUGGCUGACUGCGCUCAAUACAUCUAGUUUCUGUCGAAUUCUUCUUAUCUUGGCAGCUAUUGCCGCAUCUUGUGAUGUUUGGAGGAGCCCACGUGAAGAAGGCUCCACUUGCCUCCCGCCGUCCUCACCUUCGCCCUCCUCACCGUCGUCAUGGCUCCCACUCUGGCCACGGCCCACCGGCGGCGCUGGUGGAUGGCCUGCACGGCCGUGGUGGAGAACCUCUUCUUCUCUGCCGUCCUCCUGGGCUGGGGCUCCCUCCUCAUCAUGCUCAAGUCCGAGGGCUUCUACUCCUACUUGUGCCCCCCGCCAGAGAACUCCACCAGCUCGCCGCACACCAGUCCCGCCAACUCCUCCCUGGCCAUGGGCAACCGGACGGUGGCAGCAGCCUUGGCGGCCCCAGAGCCUGAGGUGCGCAUGAACGGCUGGCUGAUCUGCAAGGAGCAGGAUGAGAUGCUGAACCUCGCCUUCACCGUGGGCUCCUUCCUGCUCAGCGCCAUCACCCUGCCCCUGGGCAUCGUCAUGGACAAGUAUGGCCCCCGCAAGCUGCGGCUGCUGGGAAGCGCCUGUUUUUCUGUUUCCUGCGUCAUGAUCGCCUAUGGAGCCAGCAACCCGGACUCUCUGUCGGUGCUGAUCUUCAUGUCCCUGGCACUGAAUGGCUUUGGGGGGAUGUGCAUGACCUUUACUUCGCUCACGCUGCCCAACAUGUUUGGCGACCUUCGCUCCACCUUCAUUGCCCUCAUGAUUGGCUCUUACGCCUCGUCGGCCGUGACCUUCCCAGGAGUCAAGGUGAUCUAUGACUUUGGCGUCUCCUUCAUCCUCAUCCUGGUUGUCUGGGCCUGCUGUGCCGGCCUUGUCUUCUUCAACUGCUUCUUCAAUUGGCCCCUUGAGCCCUUCCCAGGCCCAGAAGACAUGGACUACACGGUGAAGAUCAAGUUCAGCUGGCUGGGAUUCGACCACAAGAUCACCGGGAAGCAGUUCUACAAGCAGGUGACGACGGUGGGCCGACGCCUGAGUGUGGGCGGCUCCAUGAAGAACCAAAAGGAGCAGGCUGCCCUGCAGGAGAGCAAGAACCUCUGCCUCUCCACUGUGGACCUGGAAGUCAAGUGCGAGCCGGACAGCGCAGCCUCCCCGUCCUUCAUGCACAGCGUCUUCAGCCCCAUCCUGCUGCUCAGCCUGGUCACCAUGUGCGUCACGCAGCUGAGGCUCAUCUUCUACAUGGGCGCCAUGAACAACAUCCUGGAGUUCCUGGUGGACGGGGAUCUGCAGACAGUGGACCUUUACACCACCAUCUUCGGAGUCCUGCAGCUCCUCUGCCUGAUGACGGCCCCCGUCAUCGGAUACAUCAUGGACUGGAAGCUCAAGGAGUGUGACGACGGCGCUGCGGACGAGGCGGACGAGGGGAGCGCCCCCAGCCAGGGCAGCAAGAAGAAGCGCCGAGACAGGCAGAUCCAGAAGGUGGAGAACGCCACCCGUGCUUUCGCUUUUACCAAUCUGCUGCUGGUGGGCUUUGGGAUCACCUGCCUCAUUCCCAACCUGCCUUUACAAAUCCUCUCCUUCAUCUUGCACACCAUCGUGAGAGGGUUCAUCCAUUCUGCCGUGGGCGGCCUCUACGCAGCCGUGUACCCCUCCACGCAAUUUGGCAGCUUGACAGGGCUGCAGUCUCUGGUCAGUGCCCUCUUUGCCCUCCUGCAGCAGCCCCUCUUCCUGGCCAUGAUGGGGCCCUUGGAAGGAGACCCUCUCUGGGUCAACGUGGGGCUCCUGGGGGCGAGCAUGCUGGGCUUCUGCCUCCCGCUCUACCUGAUCUUCUUCCGCCGGCGGCUGGAGCGCGAGAAGCAGCAGAAGAGCGAAGAUGCCAAGCUCUUCCUCAAGAUCAACGGCACACCCAGCCAGGAGGCCUUCGUCUAGGAGGUGGCUUCUCUUUGCCGGACUGGGCUGGGAGCCUCCAUGGGCAAAGGCAGCACAUCUCCUCCCACUCCCUGGUGGUGCUGCUUGUGCCCCCCUGACAGCUCCUGCCUUGUCCUCCUCUGCCCAGCCUCCAGAGACAGGCAGCGGCUGGGCCAGCAUGGGCCUCACCUGAGUCCUCAACGGCCCCACACAGCGUCACGCCUCUCCUGCUCCCUCGCUGCUUGUUCACGAGACUCUGGUGCCGCAGGGGCGCAGACUGGUCUGCAAAAGCAGAGCCCCUUCACUGCCCCCAACUGCAGCUUGCGCCAGUGCAGGACACAGGUGCUCUCCUGCCGCCCUCCUCUGCCCUCUGCCAUUCCUGGAGUCCAGAAGCAAGCCUCUUCCCCCUGCCUCCAGGCGCCAGUCCGUCCUCCAGCCUGACGGGGCGGGGAGAGGAGGGGAGCCCAACGGGACUCUGCAGACUGACCUGGGCAACAGCCACGGACCUCUUCGUUCUGCUCCGGACAGGCCUCCUGGCUACUUGCUGCAGGGCAAGGGGCUGCCUCUGGGCCACUGAAGGGGCAAGGAAGAUUGGGGGGCACAUCCAGCUGGUCUGGAUCUAGGGGCGGGGGAGCUGGGGCCCUUCCCUGGCUGCCCACUAAAGGGCUGGUCUGAUGUGAAGCUGGCACUGAAUUUUGCAGGGUUGCUGGGAGCCGGGUGUGUGUGUGUGCGGAGCUUGCUCUCCUCUCUGGCUGGGGAGGGAGCGGCUCCUGCUUUGCAAAGCAAUAAAUAGGCUGGCGGGGGGGGGGGCCUAGACUGAGCUCCAGGGAGGCAAGCUUGAUGAAUGUUCCCCUAUCCCUUUCCUGAAAGGGAUGCCACAAGCUUGCCCACCCCUCUCCAUCCGUAGCUAUUUGGGGAUCUCUCAGGCCAAGGCGGGUCAGGGUGGCAGAUGUCUUUGCCCCGGAAGGUACUUGGGCUCGCCUUGAUCCUCUUCUACUGGCAGCCUGGUGGAGCCGCUGCGCCCCCUGGUGGCCGACAGUCACUCCACAGGGAGGGCCAUUUACUCACAGGUAGUGACAAUGGCAAGGAUGACACAGCCUGUUUUGUGUGUUCGGAACAACCUCCUCCCCUGCUGUCUUGUCUCUUAAAAAAAGGAAGAAAAACCCA
Messenger RNA from Podarcis raffonei (Aeolian wall lizard), 3077 nucleotides. It is a transcript of the gene SLC43A2, whose product is annotated as solute carrier family 43 member 2. Gene Ontology annotation, biological process: neutral amino acid transport; transmembrane transport. The record is from RefSeq and is a predicted model, not a curated record. Gene Ontology annotation, molecular function: neutral L-amino acid transmembrane transporter activity; L-amino acid transmembrane transporter activity. The transcript has 14 exons. Lineage: Eukaryota; Metazoa; Chordata; Lepidosauria; Squamata; Lacertidae. The coding region runs from base 177 to 1931 and encodes 584 amino acids.